This is a messenger RNA of Fibroporia radiculosa, 483 nucleotides long. RefSeq lists its product as uncharacterized. The coding region runs from base 1 to 483 and encodes 160 amino acids. The transcript has 2 exons. The record is from RefSeq and is a predicted model, not a curated record. NCBI's taxonomy places the organism in Eukaryota, Fungi, Basidiomycota, Agaricomycetes, Polyporales, Fibroporiaceae.
AUGGCAUCCAUCACCAUCCUUGCCGCACUCCUGUUCCUCACCUGGUUCCUCCUCACUGUCCUCAUCCUCAUCCUCACCCUCCUCUUCCUUUACUUCAAAGAGACCUACAAGGUCAAAGUUAUCCUCACUCGCCAACCGAUCACCCCCAUCGCCGACCAAACCCCCGAGCGGCCCACAGGAGUACAAGUAAUGUCUCCAGUCAAGCUAACUCCCACUCCCUUUACUGAUCUCCUCAGUGCCCUCCUGGGCUUCUUCCUCACCACCCUCCUAUCUGUCCUCGCCCUCACCUUCAUUGUCCCCCUCACCCUUCGUCUCACCCUUCGCCACCUCAAGAGGGAACACCAGUGGGCCUUCAACAUCGCGGCCACUGCCCAGCGUCCCCUCCCCAAUACCACCACCAACCUCCCUGUCAUCGCUGCCAACCGCGACAGCAACACCCCGACGCAGGUGUACUUUGAGUACAUCAGGGAGCAUCAAGAUUAG